GCCCUGAGGCCCCGCCGGGCUCCCUCCGGGGAAGGAGCCAGCCAGCCCUCCUGGGGCUCCGGGGAAGCCCUCCGGCCCAGCCCCACGCCAGCAGCCCCCGCAAGGUAAGCCCCGGAGGAGCAGCCAGGACACGGCCUCCAUGCCAGGAAGCAUGGGCUUCUUCCCCUUUCUGCUGGGCACCAAGAGGCAGCCUGGGCUGGGUCCUCCUGUCCUCCUCUUCUGUCCAGGAGGACGCCCCAGAAUCCCGGCCAGGGAGCAUGGCUAGCCGUGGCCAGGGAGGGCUGCCCAGGGGCCCCGCAUCCCUCCAUCCCUCCUCCUCCUCCUCCUCCUCCGUCCAGGAGCCAGUCCCAGGAGGUCCUCCCUCAGGGAACAAGAAGCAGCAGCAGCAGCAGCAGCAGCAUCGGGAGCAGGAGAGGCACUGAGGGACGGCAGCCCUCUCCGGAGCCCGGGCGCCGCCGCCUCCUCCCUUCUCCUCCGGGGGCAAAGCCGGGCUCCCUGGGGGAGCGGAGGGCCCGAUGCCCGGUCCCCGGAGGGCAGAGGGAGGCGCUUCCCGCCCGGGAGCCUCCUCCUCCUCUUCCUCGGAGGAGCCGCAGCAUGGGCCCCGCGGAGGAGAAAGAGCAGCGGGCGAUAGGAUGGAGUGGAGAGUGGAGGGGCCAAGACACAGAUCAGACAGUUCUCCCUCUGCCUACAGGAGUUUGCCUGCCCAUCAAGUACAUUACUGGGAGCCGGGGUUGUGGGGUACACUCACUCUGUUGUCACUCUUUGCCGGGGCAGUCAUGGCAACCCCCCAGACCUGGCAUCAUAAUCAGACAUUGGGAGCAACACCUGGAAGCAUGGACACUGCCAGCCCUGCCCUCAUGGAGGAAAACAGCAAGGAAGCCCCAUCCUGGGGUGCAUGGAACUACUGGCAUGGGGAAAACAUGACCAUACAAGGGUCCAGUGCCUCAGAACUACUCAGGGCUGAACGUUCUCCAGAGGGUGCCACCAAAGUCCGGAAAGGAUCCAGGAAGGCUGGGCGUGGGAACCGCAGCCGCAACUGCCGCCUGCACAGCCUGAGGGUGAAGGUGCGGGAUUUGGGACUUGGCUUUGAGUCGGAUGAGAUUGUGAAGUUCAAGUACUGCAGCGGGUCCUGCCAUCGAGCCCGCACAAAUUAUGACCUCACCUUGAGUAGCCUGCUGCAGCAACGUGCCAUCGUGCCUGGGCCUCAUGACCACCCCUCCUCCCAUCCAUGCUGUCGGCCCACCAAGUAUGAGGACUUUUCCUUCAUGGAUGUGCGCAAUGCCUGGAAGACAGUGAGCCAAGUCUCGGCAGCAGAGUGUGGCUGUGUGGGCUGAGGUGUGCUGUCUGCCCAGAGCUCACGGUGUCACUGUGGUGACAGGUAUUCCUGCUCCCAUUGCAGGCCUGCCAAGAGCCCUCCCUGUCUGUGGUUCUUGGGACAAGGAGAUACACAGUCUGUGAUGUGGCUUGCCAGACCAAAUAGAAGCAGCACGUGAACAAUAAGUUGGAGAGGAGCAUUCUUGACUCAAAUGGGUCUAGGCCUUACAGGCAUACAUGCUGGACAUCUUUACAGUGUCGUCUUCAUGCUUGCAACAAGAUGGUGGGACAAAGCUCAGCCAAGCCAAUGAGGUCAGCAACAAGCCUCACUCUGGGUGGAUCUCGUUCGGUCUGUCAACAGUGUUGUGAAUUUACUCACACAUCGAGUCUCCUCUUUCAGUAGAGAGACAUGACUGGAAUUGCCCAAACCUUAUCAAAGGAUAAGUGGGCAGGGAUGUCAACAGAAAGAACUGUGGUGCUAAUGGGUAGCUCUUUAAGUGCCCCUCCUUAUCACUAGUCCUUCUCUAGCCAGCUUAAAGAAAAAGGCUGCUUACUAGGGUCACCCAGCUGCAUCAGCUGCAACACACAUCCUCUCCCCACUUCUUCUCCAUAGCGGCAACCUCAAUUUUCCCUAGCAGCUUGGUCUAUUUCCGUGAAGAAGAAGAUGUAGUUGCACAUAAAGGCCAGUUUUGCAACCAUUAGUAGAGGUUUCAGGGUCAGCCUACAGUUGUUCUUCUAUACCUCCUCUGUUUUCUGGAGACUCAGUGAUUGCUACUUCCAUUAGUCCUGUGCUAGAAUAGCCAGUAUACUGAUUGAGAACCAAAUGGCGCACUUUCCUGAUUUCUGGACUUUCUGCCUGCUUAGAGUCUUUUAUCUAGUUAGGGAGCUUCUCCUGGAGAGAACAAGCCUGCAGCAGGUGGAAUAUAGAGUCUGGGCAAUGCGGAGGAGCUCAGUAAGAAUAGCUGGAGAAGUCUGAUUUUCUAAUGCAAAGUCAAACCAGCUACAGCUAGAGAAAGGGCUUCUCCUAUAAAUCCAUGAUGGUGUUAACAUUUGAAUUUGCGACAUUCCCUGUUACAUCAGCAACAACUUGGAGUUUGGCCACUGCACAUUUUUCAGGCUGGUUCUGGAAGCAACAACAGUCCCUGCCAUUUCCUAGGCCAGGCAUCUCUUGGUACCAGCAGGGCCCAUCCAUCCUAGAAGUGACACUUUCUGAACAAAGUUAUUUAUUCUCUUAAGUUAUUUAUUUAUUUGUUUGCACCCCACUCAUUUCUGGUGGUACCUAUUUAUAAUGCUGAGAAUUGGGCCUGGGGCAACAUUUAAAGCAGAUGCUGAUGCUAUGCCCCAGCCUGCAGUCAGCACCUCCUUGUCCUUUCCCCCUCACUUGGCCUAAGCAAAGGCAUUUCCUCUUCCUCCUUUCCUGAUUUUAUAUUCUCUACCCUUUAUUUGCAUUUGGAUAAACUCUAUUUUUGUACAGCAGCAACUUCCUGUAGCAAU
Sceloporus undulatus (fence lizard) is the source of this 2808-nucleotide messenger RNA. RefSeq names its product artemin (gene ARTN). The transcript has 4 exons. Lineage: Eukaryota; Metazoa; Chordata; Lepidosauria; Squamata; Phrynosomatidae. The coding region runs from base 516 to 1334 and encodes 272 amino acids. Gene Ontology annotation, molecular function: receptor tyrosine kinase binding; growth factor activity; glial cell-derived neurotrophic factor receptor binding. The record is from RefSeq and is a predicted model, not a curated record.